AUGGCGUCUCCUCCUGAACUCGAAGUCAUAUAUUUUGAUGCCCCCGGCCGUGCCGAGCCAAUUCGCAUCAUGCUCCAUGCGGCGGGUCUGUCAUUCACCGACACUCGCUUUCCUGGAAAGGAUUGGCCGACCGUCAAGCCUACAACUCCUCUUGGAUUCGUGCCUGUGUUGAAGGUCAACGGCAACGCCUAUUGCCAAUCCAAGGCAUUGAUGCGUUUUGCCGCCAAAAAGGCAGGCAUGUACCCCACCGAUGACUUGGAAGCCUUGGCGGCCGAUGAGGCUAUGGACGUCCUCGACGAGCUAAUGGCAACUGCACCCAAGAGCAAAGAUCCAGCUGAACUUGAGAAACUACGAAAGGAAUUCGAGGCUGGUGGCUUGACGAACAGUGCCAAGUUCUUGGAAGCACGAAUCCAAGGAAAUGGCGGAUGCUACCUUGGCGGAAAAUCCUGUACCAUGGCCGACCUUGGCUUGCAACUCACAGUCAAGGGAAUUCAGGCAGGAUUUUGGGACCACAUCAGCAAGGACUUUUUUGAAGCCUAUCCUGGAAUCAUUGCCACUGUCAAAGCUGUCGAUGAAGACGAAAAGGUCAAGGCCUACUAUGCAUCCAAGGAGUAA
Messenger RNA from Seminavis robusta, 615 nucleotides. Lineage: Eukaryota; Bacillariophyta; Bacillariophyceae; Naviculales; Naviculaceae. The record is from the annotation of a GenBank genome assembly.